Molecule: messenger RNA, 1581 nt
Organism: Arabis nemorensis
Lineage: Eukaryota; Viridiplantae; Streptophyta; Magnoliopsida; Brassicales; Brassicaceae
Source: the annotation of a GenBank genome assembly
AUGAACUGUGCAAUUUCCGGAGAAGUUCCCUUGGAGCCGGUGGUUUCUACGAAGUCAGGUUUACUCUUCGAGAGACGAUUAAUUGAAAGGCAUAUCUCGGAUUAUGGGAAAUGUCCGGUUACUGAUGAACCACUUACCAUUGAUGACAUUGUUCCCAUCAAAACUGGGAAGAUCAUAAAGCCGAAAACCUUGCAUACAGCUAGCAUCCCUGGAUUGCUUGGUACAUUCCAGAAUGAAUGGGAUGGUUUGAUGCUAUCAAAUUUUGCACUGGAGCAACAACUACAUACUGCAAGGCAAGAGCUAAGUCACGCCUUGUAUCAGCAUGAUUCUGCUUGUCGUGUAAUUGCCAGACUAAAAAAGGAAAGAGAUGAAGCACGUCAAUUGCUUGCAGAGGUUGAGAGACACAUACCUGCAGCCCCAGAAGCUGUCACAGCUAAUGCUGCUCUGAGUAACGGUAAACGAGCUGCCGGUGAGGAAGGAGAACUGGGUCCUGAUGUGAAGAAAUUGUGUCCUGGAAUUUCAGCAGAAAUUAUCACAGAAUUGGCAGAUUGUAAUGCUGCUCUUUCCCAGAAGCGCAAAAAGCGACAGAUUCCUCAAACAUUGGCUUCAUUGGAUGCUUUGGAGAGGUUCACUCAGCUCUCAAGCCACCCACUUCACAAGGCCAACAAACCGGGCAUUAGCUCAAUGGAUAUUCUACAUUCUAAGGAUGUCAUUGCUACCGGAGGAGUUGAUGCAACUGUUGUUCUCUUUGAUCGCCCUUCAGGACAAAUCUUGUCAACUCUGACUGGUCACUCGAAGAAGGUUACAAGCGUAAAAUUUGUUGGUGACAGUGAUAUUGUCUUGACUGCUUCGGCUGACAAGACAGUCCGAAUCUGGAGGGAUUCUGGGGAGGGGAAGUAUGCUUGUGGGCAUACAUUGAACGAUCAUUCUGCAGAGGUGCGAGCUGUAACUGUGCAUGCUACAAAUAAGUACUUCGUAUCAGCGUCUCUGGACAGCACAUGGUGCUUCUACGACAUGUCCUCUGGCUUGUGCCUUGCAAAGGUAUCGGAUGAUUCUGAGAAGGUAGAUUACACCGCUGCUGCUUUUCAUCCCGAUGGUCUUAUUCUCGGAACCGGUACUUCUCGAUCUGUUGUGAAGAUUUGGGAUGUUAAAAGUCAGGCAAAUGUGGCGAAGUUUGAUGGACACACUGGGGAAGUUACCUCUAUAUCAUUCUCUGAAAAUGGUUAUUUCCUUGCGACUGCUGCCGAGGAUGGUGUUAGGUUGUGGGACCUGCGUAAGUUGAGGAAUUUCAAGACAUUUUCAUCUGCAGAUGCAAACUCUGUGGAGUUUGAUCCGAGCGGAUCUUAUCUCGGUAUUGCUGCAUCAGAUAUCAGAGUAUAUCAAACAGCGAGUGUGAAAGCGGAGUGGAACCUUAUCAAGACACUUCCAGAUCUCUCAGGCACUGGUAGAGCGACGUGUGUGAAGUUUGGUCCAGAUGCGAAAUACAUUGCAGUUGGUUCGAGGGACCGUAACCUUCGUAUAUUUGGUCUCCCUGGGGAAGACAGAGCCAACGCGGAUGAUGAUUCUGCACAAGACUCGUGA